Messenger RNA from Syngnathus typhle (broad-nosed pipefish), 772 nucleotides. Its product is annotated as C-type isolectin Sp-CL4-like. Lineage: Eukaryota; Metazoa; Chordata; Actinopteri; Syngnathiformes; Syngnathidae. The coding region runs from base 173 to 703 and encodes 176 amino acids. The transcript is spliced from 6 exons. The record is from RefSeq and is a predicted model, not a curated record.
UGCAAGCGCUGCUCGUCUUGACAAACAAGAGCAUGCGCGUUGCCAAUUUUAUUUGGCUGCGAGGCGUCCGUCGUCUCUACUUAAGGGGGUCCGAGUUCAGGCCGGGAGGAGACGCAGGAGCCUGACAGAAGAGCCUCGCAUCAUCUGGCAUCUGUGGUCAAAUCUGGCAGCCAUGCUUUCUUUUGCAACAAGCUUGUUCCUAGCGGGGGCGCUGCUGUUCACCGGGUCCUUGGCUCAGACUUUAAGAUACGAGACUUUGGAGGAAGUUUUGGAAAUGUGUCGCGUCCAGGACGUGCCCGUGGAACCUUGUGGUCAAGAUCUUUACCGCCUCAAUGAUGAUACGUGCGUCAGAGUAUCGCCCAAUGGUCUGACUUUCGCCGAUGCUCAGGCUUUAUGCGAUGAAGAAGGUGGCCAAGUGGUCACGCUGGCAAAUCUGAACGAGUUCAGAAAGCUGCUGUGCAUCGUCGCCACGGCGAUCCCGCGCCGACUGCACUACUGGGUGGGCGCCAUCAGAGAUGGGGAUGACUUUGUGUGGGUGGACGGAAGCGGAAUCCUCCCUGCCGAUAGCCCCUGGCGCAACAAUCAGCCCGACAACUUUGGCGGCUACGAGAAUUGCGUUUGGAUGAACUCUUUCGACUGGGGCCAGUUGAACGACGGGCCUUGCGAAGACAGAACUCCGGUGGUGUGUCAGUACCCGGCCUAGCUGGCGUCUGCCGCCAAUCUCCCAAAAAUUGCCAACGUCCACCAGCAAUAAAAUUCAACCAGCAAGCAA